CGCCAGCCCACCCGCUCCCCCAGCCCUCACCGCUGCAGCCCUUCGGACCCACCCAGCAGCAGGCUCGGAGCUGUCAUCGCCCCCGAACAUGGCCACAGAGGCGCACAAUCUGCAGGAGCUGCGGCGAAGCGCCUCGCUGGCCACCAAGGUCUUCAUUCAGAGAGACUAUAGCGAUGGCACCAUCUGUCAGUUCCAGACGAAAUUCCCUCCUGAGCUGGACAGCCGGAUUGAGAGGCAGCUCUUUGAAGAGACUGUGAAGACCCUCAAUGGCUUCUAUGCAGAGGCUGAGAAGGUCGGGGGCAGCUCCUACCUGGAGGGCUGUCUGGCCUGCGCCACAGCCUACUUCAUCUUCCUGUGUAUGGAGACCCACUACGAGAAGGUUCUCAAGAAGAUCUCCCGAUACAUUCAGGAGCAGAAUGAGAAGAUCUUUGCCCCCCGAGGCCUCCUGCUCACAGACCCCGUGGAGCGCGGCAUGAGGGUUAUUGAGAUCUCCAUCUACGAGGACCGGUGCAGCAGUGGCAGCUCCAGCAGCGGCAGCAGCAGUGGCAGUGGCAGCAGCGGAGGGGGCGGUGCGGCGGGGGCCCGGUGACUGGCGGAGAGUCCCUGCAGGGAGGUGUACGGCCGGACUGAGGGCCUCUCAGACCUGCGGAGGCUGCGCUACCAGAGCACCCGCUUCUGAGUCAUGCUCCAGGCCCAUCCUGCCGCCUGGGGUGGGCGGGAGGGUGACCAGCCGCGCUUCCUGCCGGCCAGCAACCCUCUCAACCCUCACCCUCUGGCAGGGUGGUCACGCCCAGACCAGGCUCCUUCCAGGGGCACAGGUCUGGACUACCCAGAGCCAGAUCUUCCAGGGGAUGCUUCCAGAAGGUGGGGAGAAUACAACUUGGACAACCCCUUUCUUUUGUAGUUCUCUCAACAUGGGGAGGGGGCCCAGGUCUGUCAUAUAGAGAAUUCCCGUCCUGCAUGAUUCCUCACCCCAAGUCCCACCUCCUUCACGAUUCUCUCCCCUCAGUGCCCCUCCCCCUUGUCUGUCUCCCAGUGUCUGUUCUUUCUUAGACCCCUGCGGGCCUCUGCUGUCUAUGAUCCUGCCUCCAUUGAGUCUGAGGAGUGGGGAGAUGGCUGCUGGCACUGCAGGGCACCUGCUCAGGCCCUCCUGACCUCUCCUAGACCUGGGGCUUCCCCGUCCUUCACCCAAAGCUUGGAGACCCUCUUGGCCUUGCCCAGAAGCAUCCCAUCCAGCUCCUGAGACUUGGCAGGCCUCCAGGCACUGUCCUCGGGACACACAGCCUGGGGCUCUGGGAGGCUCACUGGGGAGCUGGAGAAGUGCUUAAUGAAGAGAUGUAGCAUUGGGGGUUCUGAACCCCCAGAAACCAGGCUUCCUGAGGCUAGAACCUGCAUGGAUGUGAGAGAGUGUGUGUGUGUGCAGGCACGGGCAUACGUGUGGUAUGUGAGUGUGUUUGUGUGUCCCGCUGGCUGCCAGGCCAGUGACUGUCCCUCUCUAUAUCCUGUGGUGGCUUCCUCCCAGACUGUCUGUGGCUGCUUCUCUGUGCAGGUCUAGCUUCCCCCUGUAAAUAAGGUUCUAACACCCCUUGCCUUGCCUGGGACUGCCAGCUUGGCUCUUCCUGGUCUUUCUUGUCCCUGCCAGGCUCCCUCCACAGUCUGACUACGGUGUAUGUUCUAGCAGAGAAAUUGGGGUUCUAGGAGAACAGAGCCAAUCUCUGGGGCCUUCCUUGUUCCUCUGCCAGCUCCUCCCCUUCCCCCCAUGACAAGGCAACAGGGCCAUGGACAUUGCAUCUUCCGCCCAUACAGGCCCUGGGGCUCUCUAAGGCUGCAUAAGCAAGGCUUUUGGACUUUUAAAGAAGACAUGCAACCUGCAAGGGAAAAGGCAAACUCCCUUCUUGAGAGGAAAGAGGGGUGUCUAAGCAAUGAGGCCCUGGCUGCAGAGACCCAGGGUGCUAGUGGGAAGAAGGUUGCCCUGUCCUGCCCUGAAGAUGGACAGAAGGAGGCUGCCUCACCUGGCAAAAGGUGCUAGAAGUGGGAAUGAAAGAUUGGCCACUGCAGGUAGCUUUUAGAACCAAAGAGAGGCCUGCUUUCUUUUGGACAUGGGCGCAACCUGUGAGAAGGAGGUGCUCACCCAGAGAACUGGGGAGGGUAAUCCAGCCCCUGAGCCUCGGUGGGUGCUAGUCCAAGGAUCUCCCCCAGUGGGCUCCACCGUGCCCCCUUGGGCCCAGCCUGUGCCCAUCAUGCCCACUCUGUGGCCAGCCUGGCG
Talpa occidentalis (Iberian mole) is the source of this 2266-nucleotide messenger RNA. RefSeq names its product golgin A7 family member B (gene GOLGA7B). The coding region runs from base 89 to 589 and encodes 166 amino acids. Gene Ontology annotation, cellular component: palmitoyltransferase complex. Gene Ontology annotation, biological process: protein targeting to membrane; peptidyl-L-cysteine S-palmitoylation. NCBI's taxonomy places the organism in Eukaryota, Metazoa, Chordata, Mammalia, Eulipotyphla, Talpidae. The record is from RefSeq and is a predicted model, not a curated record. The transcript is spliced from 5 exons.